AUGUCAGCCAUGGACCUCGACAACCAGCGCCCCCAACCAUACACCUUCGACCUCGGCCACCUAUCCUGCUACGACCCCAACCCUCUUCCCUCCCUCCCCACCAACCCCUCAGAAAAAGAAUCCAUCCUCCAAACCACCGCGCAAUCCUGCGCACAAUCCCUCAUCCACCAGCUCCUCAAAACCUGCGCCAUAACUCGAAACUCAGACGACGGGACCUUACAAAUCCAACUCCCGCAACCCGAAUACCGUCUCCCAAGGGAGAAACCCGUGCCGAAAGAAAAGGAAAAGACGAAAUGGGAAAGGUUUGCGGAGAAGAAGGGGAUUAAGAAGAAAGGGAAGGAUGGGAAACAGAUGUUUGAUGAGGAGAGAGGGGAAUGGAGGCAAAAGUAUGGGUAUAAGCCGGGAGAGAAGAGGAGGGGGGAGGUGCAGGGGGAUUGGAUUGUGGAGGUUGAUGAGAAGGCGGAGCGACAGGCGAAGAAGGAGGGGAAUGGGAAGGUUAAGGGUGAGGGCGAUAUUGCGAGGAGGGAUCGCAAGUUGAAUAAGAGGAAAGGGAAAUGA
Pseudocercospora fijiensis CIRAD86 is the source of this 558-nucleotide messenger RNA. RefSeq lists its product as uncharacterized. The coding region runs from base 1 to 558 and encodes 185 amino acids. Gene Ontology annotation, cellular component: nucleolus; preribosome, large subunit precursor; nucleus. The record is from RefSeq and is a predicted model, not a curated record. The transcript has 2 exons. NCBI's taxonomy places the organism in Eukaryota, Fungi, Ascomycota, Dothideomycetes, Mycosphaerellales, Mycosphaerellaceae. Gene Ontology annotation, biological process: ribosome biogenesis; endonucleolytic cleavage in ITS1 to separate SSU-rRNA from 5.8S rRNA and LSU-rRNA from tricistronic rRNA transcript (SSU-rRNA, 5.8S rRNA, LSU-rRNA); ribosomal large subunit export from nucleus. Gene Ontology annotation, molecular function: protein binding.